Molecule: messenger RNA, 126 nt
Organism: Peronospora matthiolae
Lineage: Eukaryota; Oomycota; Peronosporomycetes; Peronosporales; Peronosporaceae
Source: the annotation of a GenBank genome assembly
AUGGUGAACGCAGUUGCGGUGCAAGACCCGAAGCACUAUGGGAAGGCAGUCAAGAGCGACCGUCGAGAGCAGUGGAAAAUCGCUAUGACCGAGGAAAUGGACGCCCUGAAGACGAACGACGUUUAG